UAGAAUCUCUGUUAAAAAAGAGCGACUUCCGUUGAGGCAAAAGACAAGCACUAAUUAUGUUUUAAUUUGUACAAUUCUGAAGUGUUGGACAUAGUACCAGAGGCAUUUAAUCAUCCCAUUUCGUACCUAUAUGAGCUGUGGUUCAACAAAAUUUCCAGUAACACGAAAUACUACUCCAGUCUCAGAAGUUUGCCUACUGACGUUUGCAGUCUCAGACAAUAUUUCUUAACAGAUUGAUAGGAUAUAACUUGCAGUUGCUCUGUGGAGGCAUGCUCAUCAGCUUCAUUGUCGAUACAGAACCAUGGAGAAAGUGAAGCCAUCCAACAAGCAAGUAAAGAAUGUGCAGUCAAACUCGAAAACUCAGAUGAAGCUCGAUUUCACUGAUCCAGAUGAAGGUAGAAGGCCAUGCAAAGAACAUUCCUUUCUGACAGAUGUUGCAGAAGUCCGGGAAAUGGAACAGGGUCUGUUACAGCUACUCAAUGACUUUCAUUCAGGAAAACUUCAGGCGUUUGGACAAGAGUGUUCAUUUGAGAAGAUGGACCAAGUGAGAGAACAGCAAGAAAAAUUAGCCAAAUUGCAUUUUGAACUGGAUGCUCAACAAGAUAGGCAUAAACUUGGAUCUGAGCAGGGAAGGCAGUUGGUCAGUCAGAAUAUGGAGAAAUUGAUGACGAAUUUAGAAGAUCUCAGCCUUUCAAUACAUAACCUACAGAAAAAUAAAUUGAAAGAGAAAAAAACAUGAUGUUCUGGUAUAGAACUAGUAAUAUUGGAGUCUUCUUCACUUCAAUGCUCAGGGCAAUAUGUGUAAAAUUAUUAAAACUUAUGGCAUUCCUGGGCAUAAUGGUCGUCAGAAAUAUUGUCUGUGCAUUCCAAGUAAUUCACAGUUUGCACUAAGAACAUGUAACCAUGUCUUCAAGUGAAUGUUUUGUUUUUGCUGUUUAAGUAUUCAAAAUUUCAAAGGGCAAUACAAGGGUUUCUUGAAUAAAAUAAACUCUUAAAUAUCACAUGGAUGUUUAGAUAUACAAAAGACAAGCAACUAUCAGUUGAUUGUGAUUAAAAUUCAAGAGUUUUUGAAUAAUGACAUUAUGCAGGGUUCCAAUCAAACCAGAGUUUCAAUCAAUUCAGAUCAAGAUACCUUAAUGCCAGAGGGACACCCCUCCCAAUAAUCAUGUCCCUGGCAUUAAAGUUGUUAAACUUCUAUAAAGUGUAAAGUGCUCAUAUCAGUAUUGUAUUGAUGUAAAAUGUUACAGUUACUUUGGAUUUA
Lingula anatina is the source of this 1261-nucleotide messenger RNA. RefSeq names its product coiled-coil domain-containing protein 28B. NCBI's taxonomy places the organism in Eukaryota, Metazoa, Brachiopoda, Lingulata, Lingulida, Lingulidae. The record is from RefSeq and is a predicted model, not a curated record.